AUGGGAGCGACAGUGAUCAAGGCGGCGCAAGCCGUGGGGAUAGAGGAGAAGCCAGAGCAGAAGAAGCCGGUUCUGCCAGGAGAGGUUGAAAAGUCCAUCGCCCUUGGUCGCUCUGCAUUGAUUCGCAAUCAGAAGAAAGCAGCCAUCAACCUCGCCCGCAUAUCCAAGGACAGUGACCGAGUGAGAAAUCACAUCGUGGAUGAAGGCGGCCUCGGACCACUGAUACAGAUGACGCACUCCAAGUCAUUGGAAGUACAAACAUGCGCAGUGAAGACUCUGGCAGAGCUCGCCAAGACGAGUAACAACAGGCAGAAGAUGCUUGAAAAUGGAGCGAUACUUCCCCUGUUGGAAGGUCUGAAGCACAAAUCCUACGAAGUCCGAGGGGCUGCGGUUGCAGGGUUAGGGCAGAUUGGCAGGUUGGAAGAAGCGAGGUUCCGCGUCAUUGCAGAAGGAGCGACACAGGGGAUCGUCAAGUUCUUGCUUGAGGGGGACAAGGACAAUUCUUUGGAAGACGAGAUCAUGUGUCUGGAGACAAUCUACCAACUGUCACAGCAUCCCAAGAAUCACACUCGAAUGGUGAAGGACAACAUCUUGCCAGCGCUGUUCGACGUGGUGCACUCGUCGUUGAAGUCAAACAAGCACAAGACGUUGGCCAUGAAGACCAUCUCCGAGCUCUGCAAACAUGAGGGUAACCACAAAAAGAUCAUGGACUUCGAUCAGCAGAGCGGGAUCAAACGCAUCAUCAAGUUGUGCGAAUAUUACCAUGAUGCUGUCCGUAUCUAUGCGGCGAAAUCUGUGGAGUUCCUUGCUGUCAACCCUUUCUUGGUGCAGAAACUGACAGAAGAAGGGGUGAGGACUUUGCAUUUUUGUGCUUCCUUGGAGAGCCUCACCCGCAAAUAUCGUUACAGGUCUUGGAUCCUUUGA
Guillardia theta CCMP2712 is the source of this 924-nucleotide messenger RNA. RefSeq lists its product as hypothetical. Gene Ontology annotation, molecular function: protein binding. The transcript is spliced from 6 exons. NCBI's taxonomy places the organism in Eukaryota, Cryptophyceae, Pyrenomonadales, Geminigeraceae. The coding region runs from base 1 to 924 and encodes 307 amino acids. The record is from RefSeq and is a predicted model, not a curated record.